AGGGAAGGAAUGCUUACAAGGAGCAGCAGAUGGAAGAUUUUUGUCAGGAGUCUUAAAUUCGCAGUAUGAAGCAAAGCUUCAGUCCUGCUCCAUUCCAUCGAGGAUGUGUGAAACGUACCAAGAGGUGCCUUAAACAAAAUAAAAUGGAAAGAUAAAAUAGUCAACAGAAGCUAGGGAGAUCUACAUGUUAAAAAGAACAAGCACCAGAAUACUUGAUUUGCUCCUUCCUCUCCUUGAAGAACUCCCAUCAUCUGCAGCUGGACCGGUAACCAAAGUGACCAUAUGCAAGGACAAAGAUGGAAAACCCAAGACUUUUGGAUUUGUCUGCUUUAAACACACAGAGUCAGUGCCUUAUGCCAUAGCUUUGCUGAAUGGGAUUCGUUUAUAUGGAAGACCAAUUAAAGUGCAAUAUCGGUUUGGGAGUUCCCACUGUGUAGAGUUAAUCAAUCAUUGCCAGACUGUGGAACAUGAUAUACAGUCAUCAACACACAGGAAUUUAGAGCCUUAUGGUGGUACUCCAUUACCUCUAAGUCCUUUUCAGGUGAAUAAUAGUCCACCACAGGGUUAUUCUGCCUUUCAGAACAUGAUGACGUAUUUCUUAGCACACCAAUAUACCCCUUAUAAUCCAAUGGGACAGCAAUUUCCUUGCUAUCAGAUGGCAUCACCACCGUCGUUUCCAAGUUUUCCUAUUCCAGCCUAUCUGAAUCCAGGACAAACCUCUUUUGAAUGUGUGUACCCAGAGCCAAAGAAUCACACACAGUAUCUGGUUAACAAAGGUUCAUCUAAAAGGAAAAGGUCUCAGGAAACUAGUGACAGUGAUAGUAGUGUGGGAAAUGACAGGAAAAAACCAAAAAGAAAGUCAACAAAAAUCUAAGGACAUAAAUAUGUGUACAAUGGGGUUGACUACAUAGUGCCUAUUUGCACUCUACUAAGAAAUAAGACAUGGCUAUUGUGGUAUAUAAGAUUAUUUAUAAUGGUUUAAGGUAAAGUAUUAUAGAAGUUACACUCCGAUUAAAAGGGAGAAAUAGCAUUUUUUGUAUUUUUUAAAAUCACCUUACUACUUCACAGAAAAGAAUAUACAAAGCAUUGUAAUCUCUUCUAGUAACUUUGUCCA
Messenger RNA from Lacerta agilis (Sand lizard), 1114 nucleotides. It is a transcript of the gene RBM11, whose product is annotated as RNA binding motif protein 11. Gene Ontology annotation, biological process: regulation of alternative mRNA splicing, via spliceosome. The transcript has 6 exons. The record is from RefSeq and is a predicted model, not a curated record. Gene Ontology annotation, cellular component: nucleus. The coding region runs from base 185 to 874 and encodes 229 amino acids. Gene Ontology annotation, molecular function: single-stranded RNA binding. NCBI's taxonomy places the organism in Eukaryota, Metazoa, Chordata, Lepidosauria, Squamata, Lacertidae.